AUAACUGAAGUAAUAAAACAGGUUUUUGAAACCACGCGAUAUAUAUGCAGCUAGUCAACUUCCCAACCCGCAAAACUUCAAGCGUCUUUAAAGUGAGAACUUCAAGUUUAUAAUUCACCAUGUGGAAGAAAUUGAUAUUCCUUACAGUACUAGGAGUCUUAGUGGAAUUCAGUUAUGCUGAAAGAGAAAAAUCUGAAUGUGAACGACAUCGCGAAAGAGAAGCGGCUAGCACUGCACCUCUGCCGCUGAGGAUGGUCCCUGACUGCGAAGAUAACGGAGACUACAAGCCAAAGCAGUGUUUCAGGGACAGCAAGUUCUGUGCCUGCUGGGAUAAAACCGGCAACCCCGUCACUCAACCCUCUGGGAAAAUCAAGAGCUGCAAGUGUAUUUUGGAGAGGCAUGUUGCUGAGAGUGGAGGAUUGAUUGGAGCUUUCAAACCAGUCUGUGAAGAGGAUGGUAAAUACAAGAAGGCUCAAUGUCACGGUUCCACCGGCCAUUGCUGGUGCGCCCAUCCAGAAACUGGAGAUAAACUAACCGAACCAGCAAGAGGAGAACCUCAAUGUGAUUAAUCCAUUUGCUUCUUUGUCCAUCAUGAUUUUCAUGCUAUGUUUUUGACUUAAAAUAAAAGUAUCAUAUAUUUUCUCCAUCA
Messenger RNA from Argiope bruennichi, 649 nucleotides. Its product is annotated as U24-ctenitoxin-Pn1a-like. Lineage: Eukaryota; Metazoa; Arthropoda; Arachnida; Araneae; Araneidae. The transcript is spliced from 5 exons. The coding region runs from base 120 to 569 and encodes 149 amino acids. The record is from RefSeq and is a predicted model, not a curated record.